CUGCAACGAGGCCGGUAUUGACUUCCGGACAUCAACACAUGCUAGGAGAAUAUUUAUCAAAAGCCGCCUAAACUGACGUUUUUACGGAGCACAAUGUCGACUUGUUUAGUGUGCAAUCUCACUGUCAAUUCACCGGAACAGCUGCAGCAGCACAUGAAAGGAAAGGCUCACAAGAAGAAGAUGAUGGCUGCAGGAGUGUCUGAAGAGGGACCGACAAGUGCAGCAGCAGUAGGCGCAGUUUCACAGGGACAAGAGGUGAGCCUCCCCGAUAGCAGCAAUGGAGUUCCGCCCACACAAGUAUUGCAGGGCGACUCUCUUACCGGUACUAAUGGAUCGGGCAGUGUGAAGAAGCGGAAGUCUACAGAGGGGGCAGAGGCAGGGAUGUGUUCUCUCUGCAACAUCGUCUUCAAUUCCACCGUGCAGGCCCAGCAACACUACAGCGGCAGCAAACACUUCAAGAGGAUGAAGAUCGUCCAUGGCAACGUAGAGAAAACACAGGAAGACGGCAGUGGUGAAGCUGUGUCUACCAAGACGAGCGGCAUGUUAUACUGUGGCUUCUGCAAGAUACAGGUCAACUCCCAGGAGCAGCUAGACAAACACAGAGAAGGCGCCAAACACAAGAAAAACCUUGAAAAGUUAAAGACAGUGGCUCCAAUUAAGAAGGGGAAAGCGACGCCGGACCCUACUGCUGUCAAGGAAAGUGACAUCCCGAUGACAUUACCAUCUUUUGAAACAUAUCUCUCUACAACCUUUGUGAAGGCCAAGGAUCAGACCAAGUCCAGUAUGCCAUCUCUUGACUCCUACCUUAAAAGUUGAACCUGCGGCAGCGAGAUUUGCAAGAUUGUGAUAUAUAUUGACUCAAACAAGACUUUGAUCGUGCCAUUCCUGCAAAAUUUUGAUGUCAGUGACAAGUUCCAAAUGGCUAACCAAGGCAGUUAACAUGAAGACACCACAUGAAGAGUGUGCACAAGAUCCCAGGAAACCCAGUAACCACAGAUACCUUCAACCUCCGAGACAACAGUUACCCAGCUAGUCAUGGGGCCACACAGACUGUGGUAGUUCUCUAGGGUACCAGACGACCUUCUUGUCUGAUGGUAUCUCUCCAUCUUUAUAUUUUGAUCUUAGAACAAGAUUUCUUUGAAGUAUCAUGUCGCUGUGUCAGUUUUUCAUGAACCCCCUCUCAAUCUCACCGGCCCACCACCCUCUGUAAUAGAUGAUUAGUGCAUAAGGCUGGUUUGUUGAACAAGUCAUCUAAGGCACUGAAAUUGCAAGAGUUGCAUCCCUUGGACAUGCCAGAAACCAUUGAGGGUUCGAAAUGCAAUCAUGUUAAGUUUCUCAAGGCCCAGUGGAAUUAAUUAAAUGCUGGCCUGGUGAUCUACUGUUAUUUGUGGGGUACUAUGGAUUAGUUUUCAUAGAGAUGGGAAUCUGGCGCUCACUGGUUUUCCUGUAAUAAUUUUAUUUUCAUUUUAUAAGUCGGUAAGCAUUGAACUUUGUGGAAUAAGAAUGUAGAAGUUUUGAUAAUCAGUAUUAACACGUUUUGGUCAGGGCUAGCAAGAUCAGUUAUAUUUUUAAAGUGACAUAUUCUGGAUGGUGUCAGACACUGCAUUUAGCAUGUUUAGAAAAAAUAUGAUUUAUACUUUUUAUGACGCAUUUGUUCAUUUUUUGUUCUGUGCAUAAGUUUGCCCUUAAGUUUGUGAAUUUUAGAACAAGGUGUUUUGUAUAAGUGUAAACACUCUUUAUACAAGAGUUUUCGUUUUAGGGAAAUAACUACAAACCACCUCUUACAACAUUUUAAAGAUUUUACCUGCUGUCUACAUGGUCUACACCAAGUUCUGUAAUAAAGCAAGAAAUUAAACUUG
This is a messenger RNA of Haliotis rufescens (red abalone), 1859 nucleotides long. Its product is annotated as zinc finger protein 346-like. Gene Ontology annotation, molecular function: nucleic acid binding; zinc ion binding. The record is from RefSeq and is a predicted model, not a curated record. The transcript has 7 exons. NCBI's taxonomy places the organism in Eukaryota, Metazoa, Mollusca, Gastropoda, Lepetellida, Haliotidae. Bases 94 to 816 code for a protein of 240 amino acids.